This is a messenger RNA of Formica exsecta, 4720 nucleotides long. RefSeq lists its product as uncharacterized. The record is from RefSeq and is a predicted model, not a curated record. Lineage: Eukaryota; Metazoa; Arthropoda; Insecta; Hymenoptera; Formicidae. Bases 194 to 4066 code for a protein of 1290 amino acids. The transcript is spliced from 2 exons. Gene Ontology annotation, molecular function: zinc ion binding; nucleic acid binding.
AGAAAUCGAAUGAAGAAAGUUUAGUAACAUUUCACUCAUUCUUCUUGCUACAAAAAGAUUAUGUAAAGUACUUUUAUACACUGCACGUGUAUAUUAAAAUACAACGUACAUGCAUAUAUAUGCUAGAAAACUUUUAUUAUGUUUCAAUUGUGUCAUUUAAUGAUAUUAAAUAUUUUUCCGAACAUCUUUAUUUAUGUCAGAAAUAUCUAUAAACAUCAUGUCAGAAAAUACUUUUGAAGAAAGAAAUAAUCUAUUCAGAGAUUAUAAAAACGAAAACUUUGAUGAUGGUGACUUGCAGUCCCGAUUGUAUGCAGAAAUUUAUUAUGAAUCAAACGUUGAAGCUGGAUCAAAAACCUCGGAUAUUUCAAGAACAAUUCAACUAGCUAACAUGGAUGCUGAAUCAAACUUAGAACCGGAAAAUAUGCAACAACAAUCUGAAGACAGGCAACCAUUAGAAUCUGAAUCUGCUAGAGAUAAAUCUAGUAAAACUAAGAAAAUAUCAAGAGAACAUUGCAAUCAGAACACUCCGUUGCCAAACGAGAGUUUUGUCAUAGACAGUGACAUAUCGCGCGUACAAAAUUCAGCUGAUGCAAUUAAUCCUGCAUCAGUUGAAAUUCAGACUAACACAGACAAAUUGUCUGGUCGAGAGAUGAAUCCUGUAAUACAUGAUAAUGAUAAUAUUAAUAAUGACAAUCCAGGAAACUCUUCAGUGGAAAAAGAAAAAAAAUGCAAGGAAAGUGUUGCCAAGAAGCAUAAAUCUUCUAACUAUACAAAAAGCAAGCAUCAAGAAAGUUCCCUAAAAGAUCAAACUGCUUCACCGAAUGACACAAUACGUUCAAAGUGCAAUGUCAUGUUAAAAUCUGCAAAACAUGAAAUUUUCUUAGACAAACAAUUAAAGAAAAAUAAACAAACUUCGGACAGUUCUGACUCUGACGAAUCUAUUUUUGAAAUACCGGUUCCACCAAAACCAAAACCACCACUUAUAAAUCUGCAAGAUUCUGACGAGGAAAACCACACAAAUUCAAGAAUGGAUAAUCUGAUUUCAGAAAAAGUUAACCCAGCCACAAGCAAAAUUACAGGCAGAUCAAGUAAUCACCAAGAUACAUCUGUUAAAAAUAAAAGUACUGAUAAAUCUCUACAUAAUAAGGAUACAACAGUAAACUCCAGAAGUAUGCAAGAAAUUAGAGAAGAUAUUGUUUUGAAUUGCACAAUAGUUCAGAAAGGUGUCAAAAGUAUAAAUGAAAUUAAACAGUCAUCCAAAACUGCAAAAUUAAAUAAAAGUCAAGGAGAUGUAUCAAUUAAAGAUACAAAUCAAAAUUCUACAAAGCAAUUAUCGCAAAAUACAUCUAAACAACAUAACACUAAUUUAGAGCAAUUUAUGAUUCCAGAAAUAUAUUCAUAUAGUCACAUUCAUAAAUCGCAACGAAAUGUUGACAAAAGUAACAUUAUACCUACACAUGGUAGAUAUAAUUUAAGAAGUGCAGAAAAAAACAAUACAUUAGAUGCGAAAGCAUCAUGCAGUAGUAAUGAUACAGCAAUAGAUCGAAAGAGACAAAAUGAUAGUACAAUCGAGAGUUCUAAAGAAAAACGACAAUGCAUUGUUCAGCAAAACAAUCAAAAUGUUAUGCAGCAAAGCAGCAGUGGUGGAGAAAGAAGAAAGGAAUCAAGGAAUGAAUAUUUCAAAACAAUGUCAGACUCACUGAGGAACUAUUACUACAACUCGUCUCGCGGUCAGGAGAACUUUGAUGUUGGCGAACUGCAGCAAGGCAUGUCGAGAGAUCCGCGAAUGUGGAGGAUAAUGGACGAGGAUUUGAUGCCAAGUCCUCCCAGCAGGCAACGCCACAGAUUCUGGAACAUCAGAUGUACCAAUUGCCACCAGGACGGUCACCAACGCUAUGAUUGUCCAGUGCCGCGUAAAACGCCCUGUUGCUAUAUAUGCGGCAACAAAGGUCACGUUGAGUCUCGUUGUCCACAGAAAAUAUGUCUUACAUGCGGUAAGCAACAGAACACGUUUCGUAAAACUUGCGAGUAUUGUCGUGUCCUAUAUUGUACUAUGUGUCAUUCGGUAGGACACGAGUCAACGCAAUGUCCCGAUCUCUGGCGACGGUAUCAUCAAACGACCGACAUGAGCAGCGCACCACAGGAUCCAGGCAACAUAAUGAAACCGUCGGGCUUAUUGCAUUGCUGCAACUGCACCAAGCGCGGCCAUGAGUCGUCCAUGUGCAAUGCGUAUCGAUGGUCCCAGCACUUUCAAACUCCGGCAGCGGUCACAAAUUACACGGACGGACCUAUGUACACAUAUGCGACGAGUUUUUCCAAUUCUGAUUUCCAAAUAAGUUUGUCAUCCAGGGCAACAAGCAGCAGUUCGUCGAUUCCAAUGGAAGAAUAUUCGAAAUCUACUAGAGUAGACGCAUUAUCAUCAAGUGCAAAAGCUAACGAGACGCCGAUUCCACAAAAAACUCUGUGCAAUCUAGAAAUAGAAGGAAACUUGGAAUCUUCUCCUAUGAUAAAUAAGAUACAUCGGCCCGAAGAUAAACAGAAAUACAGACAAAAUGGAAUAAUCGAAAACGAGUUUACCACUAUUCUAUUUAUUUAUGGUGAAUUCCAUGACAAAAAUAACAAGGAUGCAAAGAUAAUUUCGAGAAACCUUUCAUCGAUAAAAAAACUGACAUCCUAUGGAAAGAGGACUGUAAGAAAUUUGUCAAAGGGUGAAAUUGCUCCAAUUUUUCUUAAGGCAUUAUCUGAAAAGGCAAUAGAAUUUGAAGUAAAAAUAGGCUAUACAAAAAUGGAUCAAUGUCAAGAUAUAAUAUUACAGAUAAUAGCAAUGAAAGAAUACGUAAAAUUGAUACAUAAUCUGUUGCUUCAUUGGAUCGAUCUCCCAGACAAUGAAAAGGAUUAUGGGAUGGAUAUGACUCUACCCAUGAAUCCUACAAAAAUGUUUAACCUAUUAUCUUCGAGGAUGCCGCAACUAACAAAAAUGAGCUUUACAUGUUAUAACGAUCAUAUAAAAGGAAUAAAUGAUCCACGAUGGAUUUCUCAUUCAAUAAAACACCACAAAAGACUAUUGGAACAGCAUAAUGGUAGCUUCAGGCAAUAUUCUCGUUUACGUACAAAGAUGUGGCGUUUACAAGUCAAGCUUCUUAUGAUUUUCAACACUGAGCCAAAACCAAAUUUUUACAUACGUGACUUUAAGAAUGUAAUGAAGCAACUCGAAUCUGUGAAACAAGAUCAGAUGAUUGAGAAACUUGAUACCGCAAUUUAUCUUAAACUUACCCUGCUUUAUAAUCGUUUAUUUGUGCCUCACACACCUGUCGGUAUAAUCUACAUGCUGCAGCGUAUUGAAAAACACUCGAAAAUGAUGCUAACAAAUACGAAUUGUUCGCCGCAGAUAAUGCAGGAAUUGGAAAACGAUGAAAUGUGUGAAGAAAAUCUUGCAUCAGAUUUUAAUGUAAAUUCCUCGUUAACUGUAACAUUUAGCACUUCACAAAAUAUAAACUCUGCUGAAGAUCUUCCUCCGAUUAAUAUUCAGCAGAAUACGAAUGACGAGAUGUUUGUUGAGAGAAGAGACGAUAUUUCGCCUAUAAUUAAUGAUACCAUAGAUUGUGAUGAUAAUGAGAUAAUGAUACUAGAAGAUUCUGUUACAGAAGAUGCUCAGACUACUACGUCAUCAAAUACUGAGAUAUUUAACUAUAUUGAACCAGUAUUGAUUUCAACGGAAGACAUAAAUGACGUUCAACCAUUAACAAGUGGUCUAAAUAUUGAAUGCAAUACAUCCACGGACAAACAGAAUGUAAAAAAAAAUCCUACAAAACAAGAUAAACGGACAAAAAAACAACAGAGAUUGGAAAGAAGAAGAAACCUAGCAAUUCAAAAUAUGUAUCCGGAUGCCUCAAAACUCAUAAAAGAGGCCCGUGAACUUGAAAUACCUUAUAUGAUGAAUGCAGCAAACGAAUUGGAAAAAAAAUUUAACAGUCGAACAAUUAUGCUGCGUCAUGUGGAUACGAUGAAAAAAAUGAUAAAAUUAGAGAAAAAAUAUCGUAAGAAUGUUAGCACAUUUAAGAUUUAAAGCAAGAUUUAAAGACAUAAUUGCAAAUAUUAUUAUAUUUUGUUCGAUGCUAUUGCAAUAUUGAUUGAAAUUAUCUCUGAGAGAGAGAGAGAGAGAGAGAGAGAUGUCUGUACAAUUCUAAAUGUGGAUGAAAUUGUUGUUUACGUUAUGGAUGAUAUCAAAUGACCGCAAACAUGCGUGUGCAUAUUAAAAUAAUAUAUUAAAAAGAAGAGGUCAUUUAAUAUACACACACACACACACACACACACACAAACCUGUAAAAUAUUUUGCAAACUAUUUAACCACGCACAUAUAUCCACAUAUAUCUUAUUCUAUUAAUGAUAUAUUCUGAUGAAUGUAAUUAAUGAGGACAUUUUAAAACAAAUUGUAUAGCAUUAAUAUUACAGCUAUGUAGUAUUUGCUAUAAUAAUUAUGAAUAACUUAUGUUUUUACAUUAUAUUUUUGAAUGAAGUAUUAAAUAAUUAUUUCAAUUUUCUUGUUCCUUUAAAUAUAUCAUCCAUUUAUAUAAUAAUUAGAAUAUCUUGAGAUAUUUUUCACAUAGCAUUUAGGUUACUAUCAUGUUAUUUGUUGUAACAAUUAAAAACCGAGUAAAAAAAAUUGCUUUUUUAUUGUAUUACAUCUUUGGAUGAAAUAUUAAAGGAUUAAUUUUGAAUA